Messenger RNA from Phaedon cochleariae (mustard beetle), 1275 nucleotides. Lineage: Eukaryota; Metazoa; Arthropoda; Insecta; Coleoptera; Chrysomelidae. The record is from the annotation of a GenBank genome assembly.
AUGGAGAACUCAAACUCGGAAGGCGUCGUCCUACCGGACAUUUCCGAAGCCGAACAUCUUGCGAGCGAGCACGAUGGCGGCGAUGAUGAGGAUGAUGAUGUGGUGGAUUCGAAGAAAUCGCUCGUUUCGGCGGUUUCCGUAAGACACGGAGGUGUCCCUGUAUCUCUUCCGGUGGGAUCAUUGAUAACCAGCACAUUCAAUGUCAUCACCCAAGAUCAAAUUCCCCAUUUCAAGCCCAUGUUAUGCGUGGACAACGGGGGCUACAUAGCUACAGAUGGCUCAGGAAACGAGCUCAAGACCAUCGUCAUUCAACAGGAGGAUGUACAGGGCGGAUCUGUGAACACUCCCGUUUCGACCCCUUCGAUUGUGGGGAGCUGGAAUGAUGCAGCUCAUGCAGCCGUUUUGCCUGUCCGGUGCAAAAACACCUCUGCAGAAUUGCACAAAUGUAGAUUUGGGUCAGGCGGCAGGGGGCGGUGCAUUAAACUGGGAAAUUCAUGGUACACUCCCAGUGAAUUCGAAGCACUGUGUGGUAGGGCUUCCAGUAAAGACUGGAAAAGGAGCAUCAGAUUUGGUGGAAGGAGUCUACAAACAUUGAUAGAUGAAGGAAUAAUUUUACCUCAUGCCACUAGCUGUACUUGUUCAGCUUGUUGUGAUGAUGAUUCAGCUACUGGCCCAGUGAGACUUUUCACUCCAUAUAAGAGGAAAAGAAGAAAAGAAAAUGAUUCUGGCAAGCGUUCCAAUGGUGAUGACAGUGACCCACAGAGCAAAGAGGAUGCUUGGCAAAACUUGGCUGAAGGUCUGGAUUCUUCAGACUACCAACUGAUUGAACCUGUGGGACCUGUAGACCCUCAUUUUCAAAUCAAAAGGUUGGAAGAUAUUGCAAUGGAGAUAAACAAGCUGGCCCAGGAGUUCAGAAGGGGGCUGACUGAGCUCAAAGAUACUGUGAGCAGGCAGACUGAUAAGUUUCAAAGGGAAAAAGAUGCUGCUGUUUUGGCUGCUAGGGUUGAGGCCCAAGUGGCAGCUCUUCAGCCUGAAAAUCACUCUGAUUCUACUCUGCAGCCUGCUCUGGACAAUGAUAAUCAGAAGAAGUGUGCGAACUGUAAUAGAGAAGCCUUGGCUGAAUGUUCAUUGUGUAGAAGAACCCCUUAUUGUUCCACUUUUUGUCAGAGAAAAGAUUGGGCUUCCCAUCAGGUGGAAUGUGUACGGGGUGUUGCAGCUGAUACAGGCUCUCAGCAAUCCAUAAUGCUGAUUGUUGAAAGUGCUGAUCAACAGUAG